UGGGACAAGGGAUAAUGAAUCAAUCAGUGAUAGCUUUCUCGUCAUACUUUAUUUGUUGGCUUGUCAGUCAGUCAAACCUGCACCCCCAUUACCGAGGUCACCUCAUUGACUCAGUUCACUACUAGUGUAUGAAUAUGACCUUUCUCCGUGCCCCUGCCCUUUUACUUCCUGGCGCCGUGAUUGCCGCCAUGUACAUACAUACAUACAGACCUAGGUAUAUACAAAGCAUCUGUACUGCCCUGGUUUACCAUGCCGUCUCGACAUGCACUGCAAAGCGUAAAGAGGAAGCGGGGUUAUGUGAGUGGUGUGUAUUGUUUUUGACUUGGUGCGGAUGGGGGUACCUGUUCCAGCAAAAUUGGAAAUAGGUGUAUGUAGGUUAAUGUAUGUAUCAUUUUGGAUUCAAUGUUUAGGCCCCAGUUUGCAGCGUACAGAAUACCUACACCGUG
Molecule: messenger RNA, 446 nt
Organism: Lasiosphaeria miniovina
Lineage: Eukaryota; Fungi; Ascomycota; Sordariomycetes; Sordariales; Lasiosphaeriaceae
Exons: 1
Coding region: 129-365 (78 amino acids)
Source: RefSeq, a predicted model, not a curated record